UUCCAUAUAUAGGGGAAAUUCUCAGAAUUGUUGUAGAGUCUCCACGUGAGUCAUUCAUGAAUCAUCCAUCUAAAUAUAGCGGUGGUGCAAUAUUUGAAAUUGAAUUUUAGUAGAGAAUAGAAGCAAUAAAAGUCAAUUUACAAAUAUACAAUGGACAGCGAAAGUAGCAGAAGCACGAGCCCAGAAAUGGAAGGAGCGAUUGGAGGUGGGAUUACGGAGAGUGUCAGUACUGUAAAGGAGAGUACAGAGUCAGAGACUGGAAUUGACAGGUUGUUGCAAAAACAGAAAAGUGAAAGAAUGUUUGAAUUGCGACAAAUUCAACAUGGCGAACGUCCAGUCACAGGUAAAGACUCGCGUCAACAAUUGGAUGAUUUCUUUGGCCGCACCCAGGAGGGAGCUGCUGGCCCCACCCCCGAAGAGAGCCGACCAGAGUCUGUGACUAUUGAAGUACAGGGUUUGGUGCAACGAAGACGCGUUUCAUCAAUGUUACAAAGUAUCAACUUCAGACGUCGACUGGAGAACACCAUAAGGGGAAACAUAUCACAUCUUCGAAGCCAGUUUCGCCCAGUACAAUCUGCCACAUCUGACAGAUCUUCAGCUCCUCCUUUAAACAAUGAGUCAAUCAGUGAUAGUCGCUCAAGUUUGGCUAGCAUUCAAACAAACAGUUCAACGACUUCAACUGAAUCUGCCCAAGGUGCUACAGCGGCACCUAGACCAAGACAAAGUGCAACCUUAUCAGGAAGAGCUUCUCUGCUACAACAAAUUCGUUCAAGGCACAGCCAGAUUGAACCUUCGGGUAGUGAUUCAGAUGAGGAUAGAACAGAGCACAUCCAACAACACAUCCAGAACAACCACCAGAAUACACAGCACAACCAGCACAAUGUACAGCACAACCAACACUUUAUACCUCCAGCUCCUCCUAUGCCACAAGAGCAAUUACCAGAGUGGCCAGGCUGGCACAAUGUGGAGCAGAAUCACCAUGAGGACCUUGUUAUGGAGAUUAGCGAGUUGGUUCAACAACAACUUGUUAACUCAGCUCUUCAAAGUGAAUUCAGAACUGUCCUAGAGACCAGAAUGCAGAAUCAUUUAGCAAACACGGGGGCUGAUGGAGAGCGUGUUGCAGAAUUUGUCAACUCCAUACAGCCAACCCAACCAAUCCAGCGCAAUGACUUCAGCCAUCUUGGAAUUCAAGCUCCAGGGGCCCAGGGAGAUUUUGAUGAUGUUAGUGUGAUCAGCGCCACUGCAACAGCCGCAAUACCUUAUUACCAGACAAACGCAGCCGUAACCAGGGAGAUGCAGAUGAUGAAGAGGCAGAUGGAGGAGAUGAAGAAUAUGAUGAAGAUGAGCUUUAAUCUCCAAAUGGACAUCCAGAGGUCCAUUCGACAAGAAGUUGCAGCAGCCCUAGCUCAAGUCACAGGUGGCAGUGGUGUGCAAGAACCAGUACGUGCUACUCGGCCAGUUAGAGACUCUCACUGCAUAAUCUGUCUGGAGGCCCAUGCAGAUUGUGUUCUAUACCAAUGUGGACAUAUGUGUUUGUGCUAUAGUUGUGGGCAAACAUUAAAAAAUCAGGACGCAAAAUGUCCAGUUUGCAGGGCACCAAUCAAGGAUAUUAUUAGAGCUUACAAGUGCAAUAUGGAUUGAGAUUAAGGAUUGUGAUAUUAAAGCUUGAUUGUGUUGUUGUGUUAUGAUUGUGACACUAUGGCAAUAUGGAUUUUGUUAUUUUAGAAUGGAUUGUGAGAUUCAUGUUGUAAAGUUUGGACACUGGACAGUUUAUGUGGAAUGUCACUCACUGUACUGUGACAUUCAGGAUGGAUCUGAUUGAAAGAAAUGAAGAAAUUUUGCUGGUCAAAAUUUAAAAUAUUAUCUACGUUGCUAUGUGUUUUGCAUAACAUGGAACAAAAUAUGCAAAUACUUAAUGCAGAUAGUCAUGUAUUUAGAGUAACAUAAUGCUGUAUAAUCUACAAUUGUAUGAGAAAAUAUAUUUUAUUACUUUGAAACAUUUUUUGAUGAAGUUAAAUUGGUCGAUGAGUUAAUUAGUUUUAUAUUGUUAUUUACAG
Messenger RNA from Owenia fusiformis, 2057 nucleotides. The record is from the annotation of a GenBank genome assembly. Lineage: Eukaryota; Metazoa; Annelida; Polychaeta; Sabellida; Oweniidae.